This is a messenger RNA of Alternaria atra, 750 nucleotides long. RefSeq lists its product as uncharacterized. Gene Ontology annotation, molecular function: protein binding. The record is from RefSeq and is a predicted model, not a curated record. Bases 1 to 750 code for a protein of 249 amino acids. NCBI's taxonomy places the organism in Eukaryota, Fungi, Ascomycota, Dothideomycetes, Pleosporales, Pleosporaceae. The transcript has 2 exons.
AUGACGCCCAGCAGCCAGCAACAGCGAGAACAGACACGACCACGUAUAUCUACCUAUGACACCAGUUUCGCUAAGAUCAUCGUCGGCAGCAAGGAAAGGUGCUUCACUGUGCAUCUCGACCUACUGGUCUACCAUUCGCCCUUCUUCCGAGCUGCCCUAACCGGGUCUUUCAAAGAAGCCGACGAAAAUCUCGUCACUCUCUCCGAUACCGCAUGGAAUAUCUUUGAGCUAUUCGUGCAUUGGCUCUACUUCGACAGACUUCCCACAGAAGUCGACUCGCCCGAACUACUUGCGCUAUACUGUGACGACGACAAUGAGUAUUUUCAGUGUAAAGUACUUGUCUGUCUCUACGUCUUCUGCGACAAAUACGAUAUAUCCAGGUUGAAGCGGCUUUGCUUGAAUACUCUCUUUCAAAACAUCACCGACAAAUCCGAACUCCCCAGUUUUGCGUACAUUGGCUAUGCUUUCGCCAACUUGGGGGAGAAUGACCCGCUCUGUCACUUCUUGGUCGAUACGUUUUGCUACUGGAGUGGGGCCGAUUGCUGGUCGCUCGAUGAUGUCCAAGAGCUACCACACAGAUUCUUGACAAAAGUCUUGACUCGAUACACGGAGUAUACACAUGGUGGACGUGAUCUGGUUGGUUCGCCCGAGUUGUGUAACUACCAUGAUCAUGCAACAAGUCAGGAGAGGAAGGAGUGUAAAAAGAAGAGGGGGGAGGAUGAGGAUGAGGACGAAGACGAGAGUGACUAG